GUUCAUAUAGGAGUUGUUCUCUUGUAUCUCUACCACUGGGAUUCCUGUAUAAUUACAUGUCUAUUGUCCUUGUCAUUAUCAUCCUUUUUGUUAUUGUUUUUAUGUAAAAUUGGCUGUUUAUUGUUCGAAUAGAAAAAUAUGGAAGGAGGAAGUGAAUUGGAUGAUGCUAAGAAGCCGUUGUUGAACAAGAUUGUGAAUGGAAGAGAUGAAGUAGUGCAUUGUCAAUACUCUUUUACAAGUUUGAUGAAUGACUUUCUUUCUAAGCUCCCUCAAAAAGUGCAAAUUGCUUUGGAUCCUGAAUCCCCUUUUGAUUUUAACCUUUCCCAUACUUCUGGGUUGAUUCGAGCGGAGAAGGAGUACUAUGAAAGACAAGUAGCAACAUUGAAGUCGUUUGAGGAGGUAGACGGUUUAGAUUCACCCCUAGACAUCAACGAGGAAGAAGAAGACCAAGAACAAGCCCAACACGAAAGAGCAAUGAACAUUUCCAAUGUAGCCAACAUUAUCUUGCUUGUACUAAAGAUAUAUGCAACUUUAAGAAGUGGGUCUUUAGCUAUAGCAGCAUCAACACUGGACUCAUUAUUAGAUCUGAUGGCCGGUGGGAUUCUUUGGUUCACGCAUUUGUCGAUGAAAAACAUCAAUAUUUACCAGUAUCCUAUCGGAAAACUAAGGGUUCAACCGGUUGGAAUUGUGAUUUUUGCUGCUGUCAUGGCCACUCUAGGGUUUCAAGUGCUAAUUGAAGCUGUGGAAAAGCUGAUAAGGAAUGAACCUUUUCCAAAGUUAACUCAUGAACAGCUUAUCUGGCUCUAUUCCAUCAUGCUUUUUGCUACAUUUGUAAAACUCGCACUCUGGGUUUACUGCAGAAGUUCGGGGAAUAGGAUUGUUCGCGCUUAUGCAAAGGAUCAUUACUUUGAUGUGGUGACAAAUGUUGUGGGUUUGAUUGCUGCAGUUCUUGGUGACCGAUUUUAUUGGUGGAUUGAUCCUUUUGGUGCUAUUGCUCUUGCUGUUUAUACCAUUACCAAUUGGUCUGGAACAGUUCUUGAAAAUGCAGUAUCUCUAGUAGGACAAGCAGCUCCCCCUGAAGUCCUGCAGAAACUCACAUACCUUGUAAUAAGGCAUCAUACUCAAAUAAAACGAGUCGAUACAGUUCGAGCAUACACAUUCGGGGCUCUAUACUUCGUCGAGGUUGAUAUUGAGCUACCAGAAGACUUGCCCUUAAAAGAAGCCCAUGCUAUUGGAGAGUCAUUGCAGAUAAAGAUCGAGAUGCUCCCAGAAGUCGAGAGGGCAUUCGUGCAUCUCGAUUUCGAGUGUGAUCAUAAACCCGAGCAUUCGGUUCUCAACAAAUUACCUAAUACUCAGCCUUAACGUUUCGAUGUCGUAUUGAGAUUAUGAUCGAUCUGUAGUUGUAUCUUUUUUUUAGUAUAUGUAUAUGAAAAAUGAUAAAUUUAGGAUCUUUGAUUUCUAAAUUUGAAUGGAGUAUAUAAUUGAGUGUUUAUAGAA
Molecule: messenger RNA, 1497 nt
Organism: Amaranthus tricolor (Joseph's coat)
Lineage: Eukaryota; Viridiplantae; Streptophyta; Magnoliopsida; Caryophyllales; Amaranthaceae
Product: metal tolerance protein 4-like
Exons: 8
Coding region: 139-1362 (407 amino acids)
Biological process (GO): monoatomic cation transport; transmembrane transport
Cellular component (GO): membrane
Molecular function (GO): manganese ion transmembrane transporter activity
Source: RefSeq, a predicted model, not a curated record